Spinacia oleracea (spinach) is the source of this 3868-nucleotide messenger RNA. RefSeq lists its product as uncharacterized. Gene Ontology annotation, biological process: snRNA 3'-end processing. The coding region runs from base 359 to 3736 and encodes 1125 amino acids. The record is from RefSeq and is a predicted model, not a curated record. Gene Ontology annotation, cellular component: integrator complex. Lineage: Eukaryota; Viridiplantae; Streptophyta; Magnoliopsida; Caryophyllales; Amaranthaceae. The transcript has 8 exons.
ACUCCUCCUGCUUUGUGUUCAAUAGCACAAUAGCACGCACCACGUUCGCCGAAUCACAUUUGCGUGAGCUUCAGCCAUUUUGGGUGACCAUUGGGCCUCUAACCUCUUCACUGCUGCACCAAGAACUUCCCCCAGCUCGUCUCUACACACAGACACCGAAACAAAUUCGCGACUUCCUUCAAAGUUUAAAUAUUCUUCCCGUCAUUUCGAGCUGCAAAUUUAGCUUCUCUUUACUAGAAUUACUCCAUUUGGUGAAAACCCAGGACCUCAUUUACAGCUUUUCUUCUCAGAGUUUUUGCAGAAUAUAUUCAAUUGAUAGAAGUGGCUUCAGUUUUGGUGUCAGCAUUAAAAGACAAGAAUGGAGAAAAUUUCUGCUGCCUGGGCAAUGGGAUGGAGCAUUGAGCUUGAGAAAGGCCUUCGGUCUAGAAAACCAGGUUAUUCUAUUGAAUCAAUAAACUUGAUAGGUCCUAGACUAAAGCAGUGGAGUAAGGAGCCACAACCCACAUUAGCUGUAUAUAACAUGUAUGGCUUAGCUCCUGGGGAGGAUAGGGUAUUUGCAGAUGCAAUUCUACUUAGGCUUGCAGAUGCAUUUGUAUCCGGGGACAAAGAUACGAAAAUCUCGGUCAUAAGAGUGCUAUUGUCAAUUCCGAGGCACUACAAGACAAAAGAUAGCCAACCACAUGGAAUCUUUUCAAACUUGAGCGAGGAAAACAAAAUGGAGUUUUUGAGAAGAUUUAAAGCGGUUCUUAGUGCUGAGAAUGUUGAGUCCAGAGCAUUGUCUUUAAUUCUGCUUGGAUGUUGCGCUGAGCUGGCUUAUGAUGUUGUUGAAAUUAGACAUACAAUACUAUCUGAUUUGUUCUCUUGUCAUGUUUUGGAGGUUAAAGCGUCACUGUUUGCAGCUGGGUGCCUUUCAGAUUUUUCAGAUGACUUUGGGUUUGUUUAUUUGGAGAGUCUGAUCAAACUUAUGAAUUCACCGAAAACCUUGCCAGCUCUAAGAAUUGCCGGAGCACGGACUUUUUCUAAAAUGGGAUGCUCAGUUUUACUUGCGAUUAAAUCAUACAAGGCUGGCGCAGAACUUGUAAGAAACACUCUGGAAGAGGAUAUAUUGGCCACUCUGUUGACCUCUCUCACGAAACUUUCUUUGAAAGCGUCCAUUUUGAUUUCUGAUCAGAUAGGCCUGCUCAGUUCAUUUCUGGCUCAGAAAGCAAGCUUUCGCUUACAGGGAACAUUGCUUAGAUGCAUGCGUAAUAUUGGCGAGGAUGCAGCAUGCUUUUUACCUUUAGGCGCUUUUCCAUUUCAGAGUUUGUUCAGAAUGCUUGACGAACCGAAUUUGCCUUCUGCUUUGCGUUGUGAAGUGCUACAAAUUUUCCUCAAGAUUCUUGCAUAUGGGUUACCUGAUAUGCUUUUUAUUGCCACUGACAACUUCAUGAAACUAUUGAGAUAUGUUGAGGAUGCAACUUGCUCUCCAAUAUUUUCUGUAAGACUCCUAGCUUUUCAAAUCUUGGUAAGUAUAGCUGAUAGGCUGAAGGGAACAGAGAGCUUUGAGGUUAAUUCUGUUACUUUCACAACUGGAAUUGUGUCAGCUGUGAUUGAUCAGAUAACUCUUUUGGUGAGUCUGGUGCCAGGUGGUAUUUCUAGCUCUGAAGUAGAGCAAGAACUGGGAAUCAUGCUCAAACUGCUACUUUUACUGUUUGAGAAUCAUUCAGAAUUAGGUUCUUUCAUAGUGGAUAAACUACAUACUGUUAUCAAGAACAUGGUAAAUUCGCAAAACACGCCUUCAUCUUCAAUACAGGAUUCUGAGGUACACAAAGUUGUUAAUACAUCAAAGCAAAAUUGUUCUGUGAGUGUAUUGAUGUUUUACAUCUACAGAUUUUUGGUGGCCUUCCUAGAAAUUCUGGAUGAUUUUAGUGCUUCUAGUGAAAUAGUUAGCAAAUUGAAACAACUGGUCUCCUCUGUUUGUGACAGUAAUUUAUUUGAUUGUUCUACCCACACAUUCUUUGCCCUUCUUCUGCAUGUCAAUUGGAACUGCCUUUCAUCUGAUAACAAGUAUAGCAAUUUCGUUCAUGGACUGAGUGGAUCUCCUAGUACAUUGCUUGAGAGUGAAGCACUCAUUCAUGUAUGCGCAAAAAACAUGCUUACAGGUGGGGAUAAUUGGCGUGCCUACAAAGCUGGAAGAUAUGCUGCCUGUGAGGGAGAAUGGGAUGUGGCUAACUUUAUAUUUCAGCAUCUAGAAGCAAAGGUUCAGUCUAAAUUUUGCUGUCAGUGGUUAAAAUUCUUAGUUCAGUUCACCCAUUCUGAGAAGACUGUCAAAGUGCUGCUUCAGAAAGCGUCGUGCUGUUUGCCUCUGGACCAUGUCUUGGUGCCAUCUGCUGUGGAUGAUAUCAUCGGAAAACUUGUUGAUUCCCUUGAUAAUGUUUCUUCAUCUGACAAGAUUUUGGAAGUCAUUUCUUUACAAACACAAACCCUUUGUUUCCAAAGAUGGUUCAUGGCCUUAAGAUUUAAGGUUUUACUUGUAUUUGUGGAUAUAUUUAAACUCUUAAAUGGUUGUCUAGUUUCCAAGGCUGGCUUGGAGAGUAAUAGGCACAUUGGGGGAAGUGACGUUACUGAUGGAAAACCUAUUUUUCAAAAGAUGAAAGACACGAUGUCUUAUUUGGUUGGAGUAUCUGCAAGACUAGCUAGUAUUGCAGAGGAAUAUGAUUUGAUUUCCUCAUCUUUUGUUGACUUGGAUUCCAAAAGCUUGAAUGUAACUUCAGCCCUUGCAUUCAGUUGUUCCAUGUUGGCCUUCUGCACCGACUUUACUAAUCUGACUCCUAGUCCACCUGCUUUUGGCGAGCUGAAAAACGAAUCUGGCUAUCGCCAGUGUGUUAUUAUCAAAGAUUUUGCUGUGCGUUUGUGGCAUAUGGACUCAGAGAUCAGUAUGGAUCUCCUGUCACUAUUAAAAGAAUAUAAAGUGCAUGAGAGAUCAUUGCAUUUACUUCCUGGAUUUGGGACACCAAAAGUUAAUCAUUUCUCAGACGAUAUUCUAACAUUGUGUAUAUCCAGUAUCAGAGGGUUAAUUGGAUGCCGAAAUCCUUGUGUGAGUGUUGAAAAUGAGGAUACAAUGUGGCAAGUUUACAAGGAUCGUAUGCAACUCCUGUUAAGUAUAGUCGAAGCAUGGAUGCAUAUCCCUUUUCGGAUUCCCAAGUAUUUCUUCAGAUUAAGGCCUACAGUGGGUUGUUUGCUUACUUGUCAAAGUGCUGGAAGUAGAAAACAAAAUGAGAUAUGUGUCAGACGGGGAUCGCACCUAGCUCUGAAUCUGUGUAUUCAGCUUAAGAAUGUGACAUCAGAUGUCUGCUCAAGAUUCACCAAGAUACAUUGCAUCUUUUCUUGUAAAACAAGACAUAAUAAUGGACAGUCGAGUGGAGAAGAAGGGUGGACAUGUUAUCAAGCAUCAGAAACUGAGACUUUGAUAGAUUUGAAUAAGAAAUUGAAGUGCCAUGUCUUGAAGCAGACCAGAGAAUUCAUCAACAACUGUGACAGUGAGAUGAUAGAGACGUGUGUAUGUUUCGAAACAAAUGGUGCAGCACAAGGGUUCUCGACCUGCUUGCUGGAUGUUUCUGCUUUUCCUGUUGGUUCCUACACAAUUCAGUGGCAUAGUGGUGGUGUAGAUCAUCAAGGAGCUUUUUGGAACUUCCUACCACUUAAUUCUUUCCCUCAGUUCAGUGUGACUGAAUUAUCUUCCGAAAAAAGGUGUUAAUGUAAUUUUUUUUUGAUUGUAGUAAGUAGAAACUAGUUGAGAUUACGCGACAGAAAUGUAAUGUUGUUGUACAGUUUUUUAAUACAGGGUAGAUGUGACUUGUGUGCUCUUCAACAAGAACCCUUUGUUCUC